AUUGAUAGACUUUUUGCGAUUCAAAUAAUACAAGUGAAAAUGAAAACUCACUUCACGAGACUUGACAAGACCAAGGCUGAGAGAAAUAAGGAUGAGUAAAGCUACGAUUUGAUCCAUUUCGAGACAAAUAAGUCACGUUAUUUUGAAUAGAAUAUAUAAUCUCGUCGGUACAUUACAUGCGUAAACUUUCACUACACUGAAGCAUUAAAAAGUAUGGUGCAUCACUCUUGAAAAUCGCCAUUUGAAAAUCAAAAGUAAACACUGCUUCUAAUAGUUCUGAUUUUGAUUUAUCACAUCAUCAUAACAACGUCUUUUGCAGAAAAAUUACAACAAAAUGAUCCUUGACCCUUUUUGCAAAAUUAUAUUGCUUCAACUUCAGAUAUCAAGUAGUCGUCGACGUCUUUCAAAGGUCAUCUAUCUCAUUUGUCAUCCCCGAUUCGUAGAGAACCAGGCCCGACAUGGCCAAGAAAAUGGAGAGGUCAGCACUGGACAAGCUGCUGAGUCGUAGCCACCUGACAGAGACCUUCCAAGGGGACGAGGCAGGUGCCCACAAGGACGACACGACCUUUCCUUCGAAGGAGUCUGCAGCGCCGACACCGGGUCCACAGGGGGAAGACGUACCCACCACGACCACCUCCUCACCUCCCUCGCCCCCUGGACAAGGCGAUGCUGUGACUCGGGACGAAACAGAAAUUCCAAGCCAUCCCCGACGUGGUCCAGGAUUUCUCACCCUGAUCGGAUACUUCACUUUGCGAAUUGUUUUCAUCCUCGCUGCCCUCUCGACUUUGAUACUUUUGGGCUUGUAUGGUCUCAAAUUGUCUGGAAUUUACGAUCCCUGCCAAAUACUGAUGGUUUCGAGUGAACUCGAGUGUACUCCGACACCGUACUUGAAGGGACUGUUUUAUCACGUGGAAUGCACCAAACGUAUGCAUUGUCUUCUUCCUGGCUUUUCCUCAGUGAGUAUGAAUGAAGAUUGGACCCUCAACCCAACUCAAAGAUCCAACUAAUUGACAUAUGUAAUGGAUGGCUUUAUUAUUCAUGUGAUUAAGCUUCGUAAUUAUGUAAUUAUGUUUGUAAAUAUGAAAACGGAAGCAUGUGCAAAAUAAUAUUUCAACGAUUCAAGUAAUAUCAACAAUGUAAAACAGCGUAAAUAAAAAUCAGUAGA
This is a messenger RNA of Folsomia candida, 1165 nucleotides long. RefSeq lists its product as uncharacterized. The coding region runs from base 459 to 1007 and encodes 182 amino acids. The record is from RefSeq and is a predicted model, not a curated record. NCBI's taxonomy places the organism in Eukaryota, Metazoa, Arthropoda, Collembola, Entomobryomorpha, Isotomidae. The transcript has 4 exons.